GUCUACCAUAAACCAAGAGUAAAGUAACAUAGCCAGAAAACCAUACGGCUAAAAUCAGUAUCAGUGAAAGCCAGAAGCAUAAAUUUUGUAAAUAUUCUAAAAUAUCUGCAAUCAUUGAAACCAAUAUAUCGUAACUCCAAAAAUCUCGUAAUCUCUCUCUAAAUUUGAUAUUACUUUCUUCGUAUAUUCUGGCGAUCGAUUAAAAAUAUCUCUAAAAUAAGAUCCACGAGUUGUCAAUAAUAUCCGCUACGUGUCGCAGCAUGCGUUUCCCACAAGUAGAUCAUAGCUAUAUCCGUUAUGUUCUAUGGGGGGCUCCGUCCAGCAACUUCCUCGGCGAUUGGAUAUCGCAAGUGUGUAUGUAAGCGUGCGUGGGUGAGCACCAGGCGUUUUCUUUAUGGACGGAGGGAGAACACGCUCCCCGAGUGUUCCGCGUUGGCCGACGGUUCUCUCUAUGAAAACUCGUGUGAAAGCGCGAAAAACCGCAACCGGAGAGCCGUGGCCGUAGCGUGCGCGUGUUAGCAUAGAUAAGAAGGAUGUAAGAGUGUUGAAAGAAUCGAACGCACCUUCUCCACGAGCAACGACUCCUGGAUAGAAGAGAGAGAAAGAGAGAGAGAGAGAGAGAGAGAGAGAGAGAGAGAGAGAGAGAGAAAGAGGGAGAGUAAGAAAAACUAAAGAAGAAGUGACUAUCCAAGAAGGAAUAAGUGAAACAUCGUCGCGAUCCUGGCCUUCGUCGUCGCGAGUCGUAAUAGAGAAAAGUAUCUCGAAGCACCUGUGCCGGAUGUACAGUUAUACGAGUUACUUCGGAAGUCAAAUAAUUCUGACGUUUCAUCAGGACGCUACGAGAGACUGACAUUGUUCUUAAUAAAUUCUCAUAUUAUUCGUAUAAUAGUUUCAACUAAGUGGAAUUCCUGCAAAACGAUAAUCCAAAUUUCUUCUGAAAUUUAUUCAGAAUUACACAGGCUUCUAUUUCCUUCGUACGGUACGUCUCUACGUCUGGCUGUCCUGUUCGUCUGACUGUCUGGCUCCCUCCUCUUAUUCCACUCACCCGGCACAACAGCCUAACGGGGGUACAAAAAGAAUAAACAUGGUGGUGAGCGUGCGAGAGAGGUAGCGACUGAGUAAUCCCAGUGUGUCAGAAGCUAGCGAACGGACCCCGACGUGGGUUCUUUGUCUCACACGGGAGCAAAAGGAUUGUACGUGAAAAGAAGGAUAAAGAGAGAGAGAGAGAGAGACAAAUUUUCAUUGCAACUUGAAGAACAAUUUUCUCUGAGCCAACUGUCGACGAAACACCCUUGUUCAUCUCCAGGGACAGAGCAUCAGCUGUACUUAAAGUCAGUUCAUCCUGGGAGCCACAGUUUUAGGAGAGAUCCUGCUUAUGGACCUCUACUUUCAUCACGCGGAUGACCACGAAUCUUUCGUUACUUGUAUCAAGAUAUUGUAACUUGACCGUUUAUCAUCCUGGAAAAAUAUGCGAGUUAAAUCUCGUGGCGAUUUAUUCGUCAUACUCGUGAUACUAGUUGGCAAGAUACGUUAGAGAUUUGGAUGCUUGUGAACGGUGAUAAAAUCUGAGAACCUCGUGCGACCUGUGUUUGUUGUAUAUGGAAAACGAAAUCUUUGUGAAUAUUCAGAUGGGAUUAUCUUUGAUGGAUUAAACAAUCAAGGAAGCCAGUGACUGCUGUUCUAUGAUUCUUUAUAUACUGGAAGUGAAGGUAAUCUUGUGAGAGGGACUGCAACGUAUGAGAUCCUGCAGGAAUCAUCAAGAGUGUCUAUUGUGUACAGUGUUUGGUGUGUCGAAGAAGGGAGAGUAAGUGAAGGAAGUAAAGAAAGUGAAAAUAAUAUUGUGAGACAAUAUUAGAGUUGUUUUGUGCACUAAUUAUAAUUCAACAGCAUUGCAACACCAUUGGAAAUCGAAAUAGAGUAAAGAUUAAGAUGAAGUUUUAAAGCUCAUCUUCGUCAUCGUUAUCCUCGAUGUAUUAGUCGGUUGUGUGUUGGGCUUCUGAUAGUUCGUGAUAUCGAUUGACACGAAAGAAAAAUCGAGCGAGGGUGGAAAGCACGGAAGUGGACGCAAAGGUCACGCUCUGUUCAGGACACGAGGAAAUUUCUCGGUGUAUUUUCGGCUGUGGAAAAAGUUGAAUGGAGCGGAGUCAUCAAACUUGCCCGGCCCGGUGCCAACAACCUCUGAGCUAGACAGCUCAUGAUGCGUUUGCCCUCGUGCACGAUAGAUUAUAAAAUUAGACGUUCGAAACCACACUCGAAGGUAAAAGGGAUACGACGGACAAAGCAAAGAAGACACGGUGAAGUGAACGAGGAGGAGAGCGACGCGGAAUAUCGGUGAAUGAAGAGACUUUCGAAGUCUGUUCGGAAGUGACGUCAGGAAGUGACAUCAUAGUUCCUUAUUUACUUUUACUUUACUUUUUUAAAUUUUCAUCGCCAUCAACGUAAACGUCGCCCUGACCCUAACAUCAUUUUGUAACAUCCUACUGUUUAUACGUACAUCCUGUUCAAUCAGUGUUUGUGUCUGGGAAAUUUGAAGCAACACGGUCUUCUUAUUUUAACUACGACGUGUCGUGAACGAUGUAUUAUUUUGCAAGGCGAAUGUGAAUCUUGCAAGGCCGUGAAGAGAGUUCAACUUCUAGUCUACUGCAUUUAGACGAGUGUAUUUCUCGAAUGAUAUUUUUUAAACUCAUGACGAUAUCAAACUGCACGGAUUUUGAGAAAGGUGCAUGCAGGAAACAGUUUUGAUAGUCUUCGACUUGGGAAGGAUCUCUUGGGAUUUUCUGGAAACGUACCUCUGCUAAGUCACCGAUAGCAGUUUGAGGAUUUUUAGAGACUGUUAUUUUAAAUGUAUAUCACUUGCAUCUUGCGAAGAGUAGAAUUCAAACUACUCAUCCAUUUGAAUACCCAUAAGAGUGAGACUGAACACAUAACAAAUCACUUAGACGACUAAUUUAUUUAACAAAACUAGAAAAGAGGAAAGUUACGGUGUGGAAUCUAUAGAAGAAAUUAUGUACCAACGACAAUUGUCACAGGAAGAUCAGCAGCAGUGUCCGACCAAGAUUCACAAAGAUAUAGCUUCCAGUAUGGUGACAAAUACAGAAUAAAGUAUUCUCAACUACGCUGAACAAUAACACUGUCUCUAGGUAGCAUUAAAUUAAAUCAAGAAGAAUGGACUGUACUAGAACAGCGUUUACGUUUUAAAGAUAAGUUUCAUAGAGAAGAUGCGUCGCAAUUGCAGAAGGAGAAGACGCUGACACCAGUGCUUUCAAACUGUGCCCCAAUACAUUAAGAAGACAAGAAAUGCAGCACCCUGGAGGAGCUAGAGCAUAAUAUCAAGACUUCUCUGUUAAAUGGGCACAAAUGACUAGCUUAACUUUAGCAGCCAAUGCGAUCGAGAUGCCCCUGUCAAGACCAAAUCCGUUUGCACCCGCGAACGCAAUCUCUACGCAAACGUAUAUCUCGACGAACGAGAACAGCUACCUUCCUCCGCUGAAGGGAGGCAGUCUAGUUCUUAAGCAAGGCGAGUCUCCACCAAGCCACCUGACUCACGCAAGUCACGUCGUAGGGACACACUUGCCAAGCCUGGGAUCGAGCGCUAACAACAGCCUACAGAACUUAACUAGCAACUCCGAUAGCUUAAACCUGAGUCUGAGUUCGCACACAAGUCACACGAGCCAUAAUAGCCACAACUCCAGUCACAAUUCUCAUUCUCAACCGAACAGCCAAUCGAGCAGCCCUAUGGUGAAAAAUGGACGAUCAGACGGGAACUCGAGUGGUGGAAAGCCCAAGACUAUGACAGUCACUCCGGAGAUAGUUUUAAAGCUGUACAUGAACAAAUUAACGCCAUACGAGUAUCAUGAAAUCUUUAACUAUAAGCAAAUUUACUUUAUAGGAGCUAAUGCCAAGAAGAGGCCAGGGCUCAUAGGCUAUCCUAACAAUCAUGAUUACGAUAACGAUCAGGGCUCCUACAUCCAUAUACCUCAUGAUCAUGUAGCGUACAGGUACGAGGUACUCAAGGUUAUCGGCAAAGGUUCCUUCGGCCAGGUCGUCAAGGCAUAUGACCACAAGACCCACGAGCACGUAGCCUUGAAGAUGGUCAGGAACGAGAAGAGAUUUCACCGGCAGGCCCAGGAGGAAAUCAGAAUACUGAGGAACCUCAGGGAACAAGAUAAGGAUAACACGAUGAACAUCAUUCACAUGUUCGACUCGUUCACCUUCCGGAAUCACAUGUGCAUUACCUUUGAACUUCUUAGCAUUAAUCUCUACGAACUCAUCAAGAAGAACAAAUUCCAGGGCUUCAGCUUACAGCUUGUUAGGAAGUUCUCCCAUUCUUUACUUCAGUGUCUCGAUGCACUUCACAAGAACAAAAUUAUACACUGUGACAUGAAGCCUGAGAACGUUCUUCUGAAGCAGCAGGGUCGCAGUGGCAUUAAGGUGAUAGACUUCGGUUCCAGCUGCUAUGAGAAUCAGCGUGUGUAUACGUAUAUACAGAGCCGCUUCUACAGGGCACCGGAAGUGAUACUGGGUGCCAGGUACGGGAUGCCCAUCGACAUGUGGAGCCUGGGAUGCAUCCUGGCAGAACUGUUGACAGGAUUCCCAUUGCUACCUGGCGAGGAUGAAGCUGAUCAGUUGGCUUGUAUAAUCGAACUCCUGGGGAUGCCGCCUCAGAGACUCCUGGAGAACGCGAAGCGGUCCAGACACUUCAUUAGCUCGAAGGGUUACCCGAGGUACUGCACGGCCACCACAAUGGCGGAUGGGACGACGAUGCUGAGCGGGGGCCUCUCGAGAAGAGGGAAGCUCAGGGGUCCACCAGGCUCGAAGGAGCUAAAGCGCGCACUCAAGGGAUGCGAUGAUCCACUCUUCCUGGACUUCAUAAGACGUUGUCUCGAGUGGGAUCCUGAACUGAGGAUGACUCCUGGUAGAGCACUGAGGCACGCCUGGUUAAGAAGAAGGUUGCCAAGACCACCCGGUGAGAAAACAGAGAGCCAGCCUGUCUCGGUACCGACUCCGGCACCGGCGACCGGUCUUCGGACUCCAGCUUCGAGCAGCAGGAGCUCCAGCAAGACCAACACCAUGAGUUCCGGAGGUCUCCUCAACAAGCUUAGACAGCUGAACGAGCACAGAGCCUCCACGAUCCACUCAAGGCACUCUCAACCGAGUCUGGGCCAUGCGUCUGUACCUACGAGCCAUCCAUCAGUUCAGCCAGGACACCAGGUCCAGCCGAUAUCCACGAAUCACUCCGUCACCCAGAGUAACCAUCAGACCCUGAACUCCGCCGGCUCGACUCAUCACAAUCAUCAGCUUCACUCUCACAACUCGCACAGCUCCCACGACAGCCACAGCUCUCACGGAUCCAGCGGCACCCAUCGGUUCGUCGUCGCCAAGGAGGUCUACGGGGAGCUACCCCGGUACUCCGACGCGUGAGGCCACCCUCUCUCUCUAGCUUACCUACUCGUCUCGGUUAUGAGUGGUAGACUCCCUAUUCCAACGGCUUCGAGGCUCCACCAUGGCGCAUCGCUCGGGACGAUUACGGGUUUUGGUAGAGAGGGAGGGUGGCCUCAUGAUCGGCUACAGUGACCUCACCACUGAUCACAUUUAACGAUCGCUCAGAGAAACCUCGUUGGUCGUCGCGCAACUUCAGGCGUCGCGGCGCCUCGCGUCUCUUCCUCCCAAAUGACUCUCUUGACAUUGGCUCCGAUCUUACAGCCUCACCGAGGCUGACUUCCUUCAUGCUCGACUUGUUCCCGCGAGGGAAUUAAUAUAACGUGGACUAGAAAAAAUUUGAGAAUUCGGAUCAAGCCUUCUUCGACGUAAAGUUUCCAUUGAAGUCUUCUUCUAAGAUUUCUUCAAGACAUUUCAACGACUCAUUUACCUCGUGUCUCGAUCUCUUAUACAAAUUUUCAUUAUUUUUCUCUGAUCAAGGCGACGCGCUGCUCCGUAUCUUAUCCCUCUCCAACGGGGACCUCGUCUAAUUGACCCUUAUGCGGGGACAGCUCCUUAUAAAAUGUUAAAGCAAGUCAGCGCAGUUCAGCCGGUAGAGUAUCCUCGCCGUUGACGACCUGAAAACAGUGCUAAUAUUAGUAACGAGCCGAGGCAAGGCGAAAGACAAAAAAGAGUCAAUGUCUCGGCGAGCGUCGGUCGCUCGCGCGUAAAUGGGAAAAACACGAUUAAGAGACGCGUGGCGUCCCGAUGCGUCGCGAUAAUAACGGCGCGCAUAAAGGGGGAUAUCGGUAGAGCCGAUGCGGACAAAGAGUAAUAAUAAACCUUAACAGCGAUAACGUCGAAUAAAAUUGGGUCGAGAGUCGUCUCAAUCGCUUUUCUUUCCUUUUUUUUUUCUUUUCGGCGCGUAAUAUUUAAAUUGCGGCGCCCGUGCGCGUAACAAAGAGACAAACAAACAAAAAUAAACAAACAUAUGUAUAAUUAUGUCGUGAUACGGAACAGGAUGUUUUGUGAUAUGGAACUUACAAUUAGACGUAUUGUGGUUUAUAUUGACGAGUAUAAAUGCGCUAUUAAUGCCGACUAAAUACUAGAAUUUAAGGUUUUGUGCGUAGCGAUAUUUGUAGUCGAAUUAUCAAAGUAUUGGAGGAAGGUUAAGUGUUGUGCAAAGAGGAACAAAAAAAUGUUUUUCAUGACAAGCGGACUCGGGGAAACGUUGCACGAGGGUCAUCCCUCGUGGUCUCUAAUCAUUCUCAUCUCGAACUGUGUAGUAUCACUCGAUUAAUUAUUAUUGAUACACCCCAUACGUAGUAUACCGCCCACACCUGCCAUUCGUCCACGUCGAUGUGUGUUCAUGAAACAAACCUGGGAAACGAUCCCACGUAAAGAAGGCGGAAUCGAAAGUCCACCUUUUCGUCUAUCGUUUAAAUAUAAACACUGUAUCGGGAACAGUAUUCGGUCUCAAUUGCCGACGCGACGCUAACUGCCAGUAAUCCUCACUGUAAGUCCCAAAUCUUCUAACUUCCUCCCUCUGACACAAGGCCAAGCCUCCGGCCACGCUCUACACUAUAUUUUUAAACUUAUUUUACUUCUAUAUUUUAUAACCACCAUCUCCUUUUCAAACUUCAUCCACAAUUUUCUCUUUUGAGUAUUCAUGUAGAUUAACCUCGCGCGCUCCUCCCUUCAGUGUUCCUAUACGGUGUGUUCUCAAGCUGCGAUCCUCCAUCAGGUCCUUGUAUCUUUCAUACAAUUUUUCUUCUUUUCAUACAAGCUACUUGGCUCUCGGUUUUCUACACUGGCGAUACAUUCGAUCCCAAUUAUCUUUUAAUACAGACCAAACGACAUUACAAUGUGAUCUCGAGGAAUAUACAAAGAAAUUGUAAUGUAUAUGCAUCCUUAUCGAUAGACGUCUUAUCGCUGUAGUUACUUAAUCUUUUAUUUCUUCUCUAUUAAAACUCGAAGGAUCGCUCGUUCAACGCGUCCCACCGUCAGUGCCGUAUAAUUGAUAGUUUUAGGUGUACAUUAAUUAAUUAAAAUACCUGAAGUAAGCCGCGGUUGCUCGAAGCUCGGGACAAUUGACUCCACUUUGAAUAUGGCUGUGUUCCGAAUAAUCUUUGAUAUUCAUAAUAGCGAUCUCCUUUGUAUGGUACGUUAAUUAAAUUACUAUAUCGGUGGCGGUUUACUUAAUACGAUCUUGUCUCGAACGCCAUAUCUAAUUGUAUUUGAGUCAAGUGGAUUGACAACAAGGAGCAAGAGGAGCGAGGCGUAGGGAAGAUACGUAUAGAGAUUUAAAAGAACAGGUGGGGAGGCAUGUGUCUGAGAAGAGAGAGAAAGAGAUACACGGAGAGGCCAUUGAUAUUGGAUAAAAGAUUAUAUUCAAUUUUUAUAUAUCCGCACUCCUUAUCUGCCUACAAUCUAUCGAUCGAUUUUAAUUGGCACUGUUAUCACUUGACGGACACUGCGUAGACUGGGUACGCGUGGCGAUAGGAAUAGCGCGCUUUAAUCAAACAUUUCUACCCGUGCCUUGGCCCGUUACAUACGCAAGCCGUAGAGCUACGUAACAUCUUCGAGACGUGGUAACACUUUUAGUCCGUCUCUCUUAAAACGUACACUGUUAUCCCAGUGUAGUCAGAGGAGUCAGCCAAGUCUGUAAAACGCAAGAAAGUUAUCGUGAGAACCGGUGGUUGAUUAGAUAAAAAUCAAUCAAUAAUGUUAUGCCUCGUCGACGAGUAAUCCAUUUGUUAUUGUUUUCGCGUUACAAUUGAUUUAUUCGAAUAGGUACAUAACCUAGCGUGUCAAUUAUAGUGUAUUUUUUAAUUAUAUAUAUAUAUAUUUGUAUACAUGGUUAUUCGGUAGUAUCGUACUGCCUGAAGUUAGUCAGAAGUCGAAUAAACGGGCUAACUUCAGUUUAUGAAAUACUACCGAGUGACACUGUAUAUAUUUUAAAAGCACGAAUUUAACCUGUUAGACAAAUUUUUAUUUGAUACAUUUAAAAGAAAUACUUUUUCACUAAAUGGCAUCGAAAGCCAAUCGGUCCUGUCAGAGAUAUUGGAACACAGUCAUUCAAUUUAUAUGGGGUGUCUCUCCAGUUCGAUAUUGUUAUUGUAAGGGUAUGCGCGUUGGUAGAAUCAGCGAGGUUAGGUCUGUGGGAAAAAUGGCAGAAGGGAAGGUGCAUUUGCAAAUAUUUUUUUCCUGGGAACGAAAUCGCACGGGAAUUGUACCUGGACCGGACUGUACCAUAUAUUAAAGAGGAGUUAACGUGGACGCGCGAUUGCCUCGAAUUAAUUGGAGUAGCAACGACGUGAAAUAAAAAUGGAGGUACACUAUGAGGGAAACCAAGUCGAGGUAGGGAAGAGGAAAAAGUGUAGAACAAUUAAACUUAUUAAGUCCCCUUCGGUUUAUCGAGGCAUAACGCAGCAUUUAUCUUGAUCUAAAUACCAGCGGUAGGAUCGUCGGAAGGAGCGCGAUUUUUUUAUCUUCUCCAUCUCUUUCUCUCUCACUCAUUUUCUCAUUUUAUUUCACCCACUUGUUUCAUUCUUUUUUAAUACAUGCGUACAACACCUUCUGACGUACGAAACGCCCCAUCAAACUUAUGGCUUAUGCGAUUUUUCUCGGAGGAUUUUUUAAUAUGUAAAGGAUGAAGUUAAGAAAAAGAAAAAAUAUAAUAACGAAUUUCUACCGCCGUAAAUAACGAAUUACUGUGGAUACAUACGUUCUAUAUGUAUAUACUGGUUAUAUGUAUGUCCUUUGGCGUAUGUAUAUGCAUAUGUAUAUCGCGCCAUGUGUAACCGACGACUUGUUACUGACUUUUAUUGGAUACAAAGAGGAACAAAGAUAAAGAUAGAUUAAUGAAAUUUAAUAUGCGAGAGAGAGAGAGAGAGAGGGGGGACAAGCUUAUAGGAGUUUAAUGAUAGUUUUUUUUUUCUUGAUGUAAUAAUUGAUAAGAGGACAACUCGGCGCGAGAAGCGAAAUUGGAUAUGACGACUAUAAAUGAUAAGAUUGAAGUACGAGGGAUUGUGCGUUAUAAAUGGAGGCAUAAAAGAAAAAAGAGAAAAUAUGAAUACAAUUGAACUGAUGAGAGACUGUAUUACGUUUCUAUAUGUAUAUGCGUAAGCGUUUGUAUGAUAUUUCGUAAUUAAUUGUGAUGCAGGUGAAAACGAUUGCGCGGGGUGAUUCAAUGUUUCUUCGUAUCGAUUGUAUAGCCUUGCGAUUUUUCAAAUUUCGCGCCUCCUCGCUCACCCGAUCCGAUCCGGUCUUUCUUCGUCCCGUUAGGUCGCUGCAAUUUUCUGUCGUCCGAUCGAUAUAUCGAAAACGAAAAUCCGUUGCCAACUUCACAUUGGACUUUGUUUCCUUGACGUUUUAUCAUCUCGUAUCCUUUUUCCUACGGUCCUCAUUUUUUUCCUUGUCCAUCGUCAUCGAAGGUUCGCCAGUCAACCAAUCUGUCAUUGAAAUUAGACCACAGGAUGCGUGCUCUGCGAUUAAAGUGGAAACCUAAGAAAAGGAAAAGGAUUGCAACGACAGGAAAGAAGUUGAGCCACCCCGUGACAGGAAAUUGGACAAUUUUGUAAUACCGAUAGGCAAAGUAAAAGAAAAAGUACGGAAACAGCGUGAACGAGCGUUUGAUAGGUAAGGGUGUGUGGUGGGGAGAGGAUGUAUGUCAAACUAUUAUGAUAAUUGUGACCGGAAGCCAUCGUGUAUGACAAUUAUAAAAUUUGUCAAGAAAGUUAUGUGAAUGAGAGCAAACGAUGCUAUUCAAGAGAGAGAGAGAGAGAGAGAGAGAGAGAGAGAGAGAAAGUAUGGAUAAAGCGAAAGUUGGAGCAAGAGAGAAUUACGAAAUAAAUAAUAAUAAAACGGUAGAUAAACUACGUUUGAAUUAAAACGAUUAGAUAAGCGAUCAAGUAAAUAUUAAUGAUUAUAUAAAAAUAGGCAGAGUAAAAUUGGAUAGAUCGUUAGAGAGUAUUGCUGUUUAGUGAGGACGAAUGUAUCAAUGUAUUUAUUUUGAUCGAUGACCGAUCGAUCAUUCAUUAAUCGGCGCUAUCACACGAUCCUCCUUAGUCAUAUUUUUUUUUUUUUUUUUUCCAAUAAUCAGACCGUAGCCUUUUUGCGUCUAUCUGGAUUAUCACGUUUUUUUUUAUCACCCUCUGCGUUCUAUAGUCGGAAAUCAAUUAUUUAUUCAUGUUUGUAUCAGACUCGCACAAUUGUCAUUGGAAUUGACUGUAUAGGAAUUAUUAUUACGCUGGUGUCUUUAAUCUCGAAUUCGAAGCGUAUGUCAAUUUUUUUACGCCACGCUUCAAUUCGAGAUCAAACGACAAGAGUCAUACGAUUACGCAGCGUAUCCUGUCGACUUGUAUUUCUUAACAUUGCUUUUGUUCAAAUCCCAUUACAGUUAUACGUACCCGCGGUAUAAAACGCACUGGGUGAAAAAUCAACCCGUAUCCGUUAUUCCUGCAUAAUUUAUGGUCUUUAUGAAUACCGAUAACAGACGAAACAUAUUAGGCAUCCACGCGACAGGAACACUAUAAAAUUGAUAAUACGUACACUAAAAAACAUUGAACAUCCAUAUACGUUAUUAUUUAUAAGAUUCGACACGACUGUACUGUAUUUGUUAGCUGUGUCGAUUUAAAAAAAGAAAAGAAAAAGAAAAUGCAAAAAAAGUUAAAAAGAGGCCCGAAAACACCUCCACAGGAAAAAUCAGGGAUUCGCUGCUCGGAUCUUUUUCGAAUUCUCAAUCGCACGUAUUUUCCUUUUGCUCGUGUCAAAACGCGCCUGGGAUUUGUCCUAUUUUAAUCAUAGACGAUCGCGCGUCCGGUCGCGGACGCGCUUAAGCUUUUUAAUGCAACUCGAGGCCGCAACCAUUUUUUUUAUUAUAAUUGUAUGUAAAUGUAUAUGUAUAUACACGAGUAAUUAUAUGUUUCAAUGUUGAAACGCGUAAAUAUCGUUCGCGAUAAUUGGACUGUAAAAGUAUCUCGCGUUUACGUAUAUCCCAAGUAGCAUGCCAUAUUUCAUGUGGGCGUCUCUGCCUUCUGUGUCCCGGACUAUGGAGGUUAACGGCUGUCGUGGCAUUUUUGAAUAUUUGAAUUUGCCGCGCUUCGCCGAUAGCGCCUCUGGAACACGGGGAAGGAGUAGAGGGCGGUUGGGAGGGACGAAAGAUCUUGGGUCGGGGGUGAAAGAGGGGAGUAACAUGAAGUUUCCAUUAUCGCGAACUUUUCGCGUGGAAAUAUUCAACGCGAAUUGCAGCCACCUUUGUAAAAAUAAAAACGUAACAUUUGUAUUAUCGCGAGCGGUGCUGGGAUGCGCGUGGCUUUUAAUUUUCUCGCGGAAUUGAUUUUUUUUUAAUGCUUGUCUCUUUUUUUCCUCUUUCUUGGUUGCCGCGCUCGAUUAAUACUAUUAUCAGUUAAUAAUAUAGUUUUUUAAAUGUUACGCAAACGGAAAUAUGCAUACAGAACGGUGCACGCAUCCGCGUAUACACGUAAACACGAUAAAACUCUAUCGACAUACACACAGGAUACAAUUUGUAUUACACGCGUACAUUGCCUGCGGACUAUUUUUACGUAUCGACUUUAUUAAAUAAGUUUUAGGAUAUUACGACUCUUUAAUUUAAGUGACAAUGCAAAGUUUGAUCUCUUAAUCGUACGUACAUUACUAUUAUAAAUAUUUACAUAAAAUAUCGGUAAUCGUGCUCGUUACGUCCAACCCCAUUUUUACUACAACCCCUUUUUGACACUCGCGAGGAAGAGCAACGAUAGAGUGGGGAAGAAAAAAGUGCGAUUUGCUACCUGCACGCAUCUCGUUUGUAUCAAGCCAAACCGUAUACGAGCGAAUGUGGAACAUAAGAAUGCUGAUGAUGCGUGCGAAUCAUCGUUCUCUUGCGUAAUCUCCGUGUUGCUUCUUUUUUUCUUUUUCAUAUGUUUUUUCCUCUCCCUUUUGCAAAACAUACGGGGAUUACCAUGAACAUACGAUAUUCGCCUAUGAAUCCCUUUUCUUAUUAAUCCACACACCCUGCUCCCUCCCCCCACCCGCCUUACUUCCUGGCGAAUCCUAAUAUUGUCGAAGAAAAGGGGGGAGGGACCAUCCUCUGUACCCCUGAUACCCUCUCCGGUCCCAUCGACCCUAAAAUAUAAAUACCUUUUCGCUACGAGUCACAACAAGACGUGAAUCUGAUUUUUUAAAAAGUGCUCCGACUUGAUUAAGAAACGAAAUAAACGCUGCUUGCAACAGUUGA
This is a messenger RNA of Cephus cinctus (wheat stem sawfly), 12655 nucleotides long. RefSeq names its product dual specificity tyrosine-phosphorylation-regulated kinase 2. Bases 3358 to 5421 code for a protein of 687 amino acids. NCBI's taxonomy places the organism in Eukaryota, Metazoa, Arthropoda, Insecta, Hymenoptera, Cephidae. The transcript has 3 exons. Gene Ontology annotation, molecular function: ATP binding; protein serine/threonine kinase activity; protein serine/threonine/tyrosine kinase activity. The record is from RefSeq and is a predicted model, not a curated record. Gene Ontology annotation, cellular component: nucleus. Gene Ontology annotation, biological process: peptidyl-serine phosphorylation; peptidyl-threonine phosphorylation.